AGGUAGAGAACAAAUACAAAACAAGAGAGAGCAAAUCACCGCAAAUAUACUGAGAUGCAACAACAACAGCAACAGCAAUCUGGAGCAGCAACAGCAACAAAUGGAGGACCACGCGUCAGCUUCAACCGGGAUGUGCACGUGAAGCGGAUAGGCAAACGUCCCAGCGAAUACGAAUCGAGCCAAGGGCCGAGCUACCAUCAACUGCCGCCGGACAUUGAUCCAGCGGACAUAAGGAAGGAGGCAGCGUUGGUCAUUGCCCAGGCGGGCAGGCAUCACAGCAAGGCGGAGAACGGCGACAGGGAGAAUAUAUCCAACUUCAGGAGCAAACAGAAGCGCCAGAGCGACGCCCAGAGGUUCCACUCGCUGCCGACGCGCAGGAAGAAGGGCAAACCGGUGGCCAGGAGUGCCAGCGACGCCUCCAGCAAGAAGCCAGCAGGCAAGCGGCCCUCGAUCUUCGGCCUCUUCAGCCGGAAGAGCGACUCGAAUGUCAACCAGCUGGAGCGGGAUCCGCGCUUCGAGGACGGCGGCGCCAGGCGUCUAGUGCGCAGCAAGAGUGAUGUGGGCGGGCGCAGGCCCGAGAGCAGAGUAACCAAGAGGCCAGAGGCAGCAUCUGCUGGCAGUGCCACAGCCACGGGCAGCGCCUCCAAGCAGCAGCUGAGUCCCAUCAUCGAGCAGGCCCAGAGGGAGGACUUCUUCGAGAAGGACUACUUCAGGGAGCGCGAGAGGCGCAAGUCGGACGCGGUCACACUCCGGGAGAAGGAUGAGUCGGGACUGAGCGAACUGCUCAACCGCAGCCGCUCCCAGGUGGAACCAGACGCCUCCCUACUAAAGCGAGAGCCAGCAGCCGGAGGCAACACCUUCUCCGCCUCCAUAUCGGCGGGCAUACGCGACCGCAUCGAUACCCUGAGGGCCAAGUCCAACGAGAACAUGCACAGCUCCCAGCAGCCGGCCGAGCGGCUGCCCCUCACCAAGGGACGCACCGUGGACGGACUGGUGAAGCGUCUGUCCAUGGAGCGCUUCUCCCCGCAGCCCUACAUCAGUCAGCCGGGCUUCUCCUAUAUCCGGCCCAACGAGGGCAUCACCUACGCCCAGCUGGACCACAGUCCGCUCGAAGAGAGCCGCCAGCGUUCGCCUCUCGGUCGGGACAUGCGCUCCCCGCAGCGGGAGUUCGCCCCCGCCAGGCCACCCCGGGCCAACGACAGGGCACAGCACAGUCCCGGACAGAGCAGCUACUCCCCGACCGCCAAUGGAGGAGCAGCACCGCUGCCCACUCGGGUGAGCCACUCGCAUUCGCACUCGCCCUCGCCCUGGCAGCAGCUCAGUCCCCGCAACCUCAGCGACGAGGACGAGGGCCUGGGCUAUGAGCCGCGUAAGGUCUACUACGAGGACGAGUACCCGCCCCGGCGGCCCGAGCCGCCCAUUGUGCCCGUGAUACGCAGCGUCAGCCCCGCGCCGUAUCUGGACGAGCUGGGCUACCGGCGGGCCCAGCUGGAGACCCGCAUACUCACCCGUCGCUUCGGGGAGGGAGCCGCCACCCUGGAGCGCCACAACAGAGUGGAGCAACAGCCAGAGAGGGAGAGGGAUCGAGGACGUGUCUAUCUGAGUCCCGAGAGAGAUGAAGAGCGCUUCCAGCGGGUUGCAGCGCGGCCAACGGAGCUGUCCAAUGAGUAUCCGGCGCAGCAGGAACGCUCCCAGGUGGACGGCACGCUGCCCAAGAUGGAGAAGACUUCGCGGUAUCGGCACACAAAGUACUACGAUGACGGGCACGGCGGCGUCAAGGAGACCUAUGUGCGGGAGACCCAAAAGGACGGACAGAUCCGCGAGUCGCGGCACCGCGAACGGAUUGGGGAGCGCGAACGAGACUACAACUCGGCGGACAGGCUGGAGCACGAGCCGAAGAGCCUCGACUCGCAGCUGACGGGCACCGAUCUGUACCGAUCCUCGCCAGAGCUGCGCCCCAACCAGCACCAGCAGCAGCAGCAGUCGGGGGUGCAGCAGCAGGACUAUUGGCAGAGCAGCCUCAAGCGGGACAAGCUGCAGCAGCGGAGCUUCGACAAGGGCGAUUCGGGCAUUGAGAAUGACUUCCGCAAGGAGUCCUUCAAUGGGGAUCUAACCACAAGGUGGCGCAAGCGCACGGCCAUCGAUGACAUGCGGGCCUGCGAGUCCUUUCUGCGGAAGGAGCGCCGCGACAGCGCCCAGCAGCGCCAGCUGCAACGGCAGGCCAUCAUCCCGGCACGUCUGAGGCGGGAGAACAGCUACGUGUACAGGGAGCGCUCCAUCGACGAUGGCUCCCACUUUGAUCCGCAUCUGGACAAGUAUCCGGUGGCCACCAGCACGCUGCGACGACGCGAACAGCAGUCGCAGUCCCGCUCCCAGUCGCAGCCGCAGUCUCAGUCUCGCGAGGAUUCCAGCACGCUGAAGCGCAACAAGAAGUUGGGCGGCUUCGAGAAGGUCAAGCAGCUGUUCACGGGCGCUGCAAGUGGCAGCCACGGCGGCAGCGGGCGCAGCAGUGGCAGCAACGUCUCCAGUGGCAAGAAGGAGCGCCUGAGCAAUGGUCAGAGCAACAGCAGCACCUUGAGUCGCCGCGACAAGGAAAAACAAAAGGAGAGGGAACGCUAUAUGGUCAGAGAGGAGGAGAUGCGUUCGCGCUACCGUGAGCAUCAGGCUUUAGCCGAGGAGAACUCACGCGAACCAAAGACUAUCGAUAUCUCGAUGCGACGCCGCCUGUCCACGCCCAAAGCUAGUCCCCUGCUGCUGAAGCGCAGCUCGGCGGACAAGCCGCCCAAGAAACUGCCGCAGAAGGCCAAGGAGGCGACACCGGUGAAGGUGGAAAAGACGAGCUGGUUCAAGUCACUGGAUCGCCGGGCCAAGAGCAGUCCCAAGGAGCUGAAUGUGUCUGUCAAUGGACACAGUGAAAAUACCUCCAGCCUGAAGCGCAGCAAACGGAAUGCAACGGCGGCCCCGGCCAAGAAUCUGCGCUUCUUCGGCGACACCGAUCUGGACUCGAAUCCGCCAACCAUCUCAAAGGCCAGCAGCAUGCCCAGAAGUCGUCCGUCUUUGGGCCAGUCGAAGCACUCGCAGAGUGCCUAUAAUCUGGACCGCAGUCCACCUCCGCCCUCGAGGGACUAUCGCCACACGCUCUCCGGCCAGUCGCAGGGCAGUCAAUCGGCAGUGAGCAGUCGCCAGCGGGCCAGCUCGAUGCAGCAUCUGGACAACGGCAGCGACGAGGUGGAUUUCCGCAAGCGGCGGCAUUACUCGCGCUCCCGCGAGCUGCACGACAUCUCGGAGAGCGGCUCGGAGCCAGAGCCGGCGGAGCGGCACAAGCGCAGCUCCACGCAGAGAGCCAUGUCGCUGGAGAGGUCGGCAGCGGAGGGUCAGCGGGUUCAGCGCUUCGAGGAUCGCCCGCUGAUGGGACCACCGAAGCCCGCACGUAGUGCAGAGCGUCGCGGACUCCUCUCCAGCUUGGGCCAGGAAAAUGUCGGCUACGGCAGGGAUCGCUUUCCUGCCGAGAGCUCGGGCACCGAGGGCGAGUCGAGUCUUCACAGCCAGCGGAGCGUUGUCUACCUGCACGCCACCACAGUGGGCGACAUCCCACAGCCAUACAACCUGCGUCGCCGCUCCGUGUCCCGCGAGGAUCUCCGCAAGGGUGGAGCCAGCAAGCAGCAGCAGCAGCAGCCGCCGCCACCCCUCCAGCCCAUGACGCGCACCGUGUCCAGGUCCGUGUCAAUGCUGGCCCCCUGGAAGCCCAAGCACAUCAGCGAGGGCUACGAGAUCAACUACUCCCAGGAGCAGAACAAGCGGAUGUCUACACUGCCACGCAAGCCGCCGCCGCACAAUGGAGCCACCAGUGCCAGCACCCUGAGUCGCCUGGGCCGCAAGAACGAGACGUCGACGUCCACGUUGACGCCGUCGCGUCGCCAUCACAUGGACAGCCUCGAUCGCCCGCCUCCGCCACGGUCCGUGCUCUCUGCAUCGAAUUUACGGAGCGCCAAGACAAAGUGAGCUCCGAGAGCGCGUUCCACUGCUCACCGGUGCUCUGUCCCCCCCCCUGUCUUCCUCGAGUUAACCAUGCCCAACUCUAAUCGUAAUCCUUAAUUCGAAUUCGAAUCCGACGUAGACGUAGCAUCCGUGGGUCCCAGACAUGGCAGAUGGGGGAAGAUGAUAUGUGAGGAGGGGCCAUGGAGAGGAGAUGCCUGCCGUUUGCUUAGUCUGUAGCAAAUUCUUUAACCCUUGUUGCAAUUCUCGUCAUAUUUUUAAAAAUGUGAAAUGUAAAAUGUAAUCGUACUCGUAUUCGUAUUCGUAUUCGUAUUCCAGUAAUAAUUAUACAUUAAUAAACGUACCAGAUUUUAACUUAAACGAA
This is a messenger RNA of Drosophila guanche, 4360 nucleotides long. RefSeq lists its product as uncharacterized. The transcript has 8 exons. The coding region runs from base 55 to 4002 and encodes 1315 amino acids. Lineage: Eukaryota; Metazoa; Arthropoda; Insecta; Diptera; Drosophilidae. The record is from RefSeq and is a predicted model, not a curated record.